Messenger RNA from Paramuricea clavata, 20744 nucleotides. The record is from the annotation of a GenBank genome assembly. NCBI's taxonomy places the organism in Eukaryota, Metazoa, Cnidaria, Anthozoa, Malacalcyonacea, Plexauridae.
ACGUCAUGGAAAGAAAAAGGAUAAUAAAACCUGUCGCUGGUUUACCGAAUAUUUCGAAAACGUCUGUGGACAAGAUACUGAUAUUCACCUUGCUGAAUUUAAAGCGGCACUUGAUGAUCAAAUGGUAAGCAACGUUUUCGUGAACUUUGCAUGUUUCGAUAAUUUUAAUUAUUUUAUAUAUUAUUCAGUUGAUUUUUGUUAAUUGAGAGGGAGAGUACCCUGGUUGUCAGAGGUUCUGUAUCUUUCGCCUUAUUCUCGCUCGUAUUUAUUUUACGCGAGGCGAAGAGAACCUCUGGUGGCACGCGAUACAAAUAUCUCUUCCUUUGGUACAAAAUUUGUACCAAGCACAUGAUUGGUUAGUUAUAAUUAGCAGUCACAUGAAGUGAUGUGAUGUGAUUGGCUAGACAAAAAAACCUGUUCAUAAAUCUCAGAGAACAUGAUGUAUACAAAAUACGGAAAUAAUACGAACGUAUUAAAAUGAUUUACUUAGUGACUUAGUUUGUUCCGCUAUAGAAAGAUUGUCUGCGCUGGAGUUAAAGUCACUUGCUUUAUGUCGUUCAAGAUUUUAACUUUUGAUAAUUCUUUGACUUUAAUAGUUAUUAAUAUGAUUUAUUUUGCCAAUAUUUUCCCCUUGUCUGUUAAGGGCAACCAUACUGGCUCCGUUGCAAACACGUACUAAAUAUUUAUAUAUUUAUAUUCUUGCACUUUUCACUUUAUACGUUCGCUAAUACAAACGGCAUUCCACAACUUUAACAAUCAGUAAAGUUGCUUUUUCCUUUGCGAAAAUAAUCUACAUGUUUCUAAUGAAUAAUCUACAUGUUUGGGCUGCUUAUUUUUAAUAUUUUACACAAGGCUGCCAAACACUGCAAACGGUCUGAAGAGAGCUAUUUUGGUAGUAUGACAAACCCGGAAGUUUAAAAACGUCACAAAAUAUAAAAACGGUUUUGCAAGUUCUCAAACGGCAACGUCAGCAUGGAAGAGAGAUUUGUAUCGCGUGCCACCAGAGGUUCUCUUUGCCUCGCGUAAAAUAAAUACGAGCGAGAAUAAGGCGAAAGAUACAGAACCUCUGGCAACCAGGGUAGAGGGAGAGCAGAGUGGCAUUAGACGCAUUUUUAAGUACCCUCGUUUUGUUAGACAACAGCCUAGCCGGCAAAUAGCGGAAAAAGAAGGAGACGGAUAAAGCAAAAAUAAAAAUAAGAUGCGUUCAGGAUUCCAUCCAUCCAUUAUGCACAGAAAUCUGAGCUCAGUAUACAGAUGUAAAUUUGCAUGUCGAACCAUGCAUAUACAAAUUACCAAGAAAAAUGUCGGUUUGCGAAAAUGUUGUUAUAAUUAUUGCGUUUCUGGCCGAAUUAGUAUAGUUUAAUGAUGUUAAAAUGGUGAAAUGUAUCAUUAUUAUGAUAUUGGACGUCUAAAAUUCUUAACGAUCAAAAGUUUGUUUAUUGUGAAUUUUGUAGCAACAUUCUCCGUCCGGUAUUUGUUAGCCAGGCUAUUGUCAGCUAACUUCGUGAAGAUUGCUUAUGUUCAUAUAUUUUUUGAUUAUUUGCAUCGUGGAAGGCAAAUAUGUAUGAUGGUCAAAGAAUGAUGACUUAAAAGAAGAAUAUGUAGGGCUCAGAAUACUACUAUACAGUAUAGUAUAGUAUGGAUUUGCAUUCCGUAUUUGGAGCAAACAUAUUAUAUAAUAGCAUGUAUUAUCCGCAUUUAAAGCUAAUGUAUUAUUAGCAGGGCUCGUGUUCUGUUAUGAAACAGGAGACCUAAUAGAGAUAUUUUUAAUCAGAAUUAUUCACAAAACAAUAACAUGCAUGAACAUAGGAAAAAGCAGCUGGAAUUUUGGAAACACAACCAUGUCAUUUUAUGCACUAUGCAUUUCUAGUGUUUCUUGAUAGUUUUAAUCGUUUUAAAUGUCAAUUUUAUUUAUGUCGAGGUUCGCUAUUUUACAGUUUACUCGAAACCUGUUUGACCUGUUGGAUAGCGAUGAAGAUGGUGAAAUUGAUAUCAGCGAUCUCAUGAGCAGCUUGGAUCGGCUUGAAUGGUAAAUAUCUUCUUUCUUCCGAAAAGGAAAUGGCUUGGUAGCUUUUGGCAAUUUUUUAUUAUUUCCAUUCACAUGAAUGGGUUUAGUUUAUUUAGUUUUUGACCAAUUAAUUUGUUAGCACUGUAUUGUGUUUAAUGUUUUUUUCUAAGAACUGCGAUUAGGCAUAAAUUAAUAAUGAGGGCAGUGAUCAUGGAAUCUAGAAUAUUUGGGAACAUACAAACUUGUUCGACUACCAAAAAAAUUUUCACAAAUAAAUCUAGUCCAAAAAACAAAAUUGAUCGAAAAUUUAGCAACAUCAUUAGAGAGAAAACAAUUGUAUGCAUGCAGGUUUAUCUGCAUUAUUCUAUAUGCUGUCAGUUAUACAUGUGAAAGUCUGUAAGAACUUGAAAUUGGUCCUGCUAAAUGUUUCAGUAUAACUUGUCCAGAAGCAAUUAAUAUAAUUGUGAUAUUAAGGUUGUCAAAUAUUCCAAUGUUGAACAAUGACUCUGAUUUCCAAUAGCGGUUAUUUUUUAUUCCAAACGCCGUUUAGACUGUUUUAACUGUGACGAAAAAUAAUUUUAUUGCAUUCAAGAGCGCAUAUUGUAUUUUCUAUGUUCUAAUUAAGCUUUUGUACUGAAUUGUAUGUAGUGCAUCAACGGACACAAAAUGGUACUUAUGGAUUGAAGAAAGGUUUAAUAUUUCAAUGACUGAUGACCGUAAAAUAACCUUUGAACAUUUCAAGAAUGCAUUGCAUCUCGACAAGGUCAGUAAACGCCUUUCUAAAAACAUUUAUUGCAGCCUAACUCAUCAAAAAAUGAGAAUGAAAUGUAAAUUUUUACACUAUACAUGUAAAUUUUCAUAAUGCACUCAUAGUAAUUCAAAUUUAUAAGCAAAUUUGCUCAAUUUUUUUAAUAAAAUAAAUAUUUACUAAAAGUGUUAGUGAAUUCGGAACGAUAUGAAAAAAUUGAGAAAAUUUUACUCAUGAGAGAGUGCGUUAAUUUACUCCAGUUAUUGAAUCAAAGUACCAAGGGAUUUUUGCAGUGUAUAACUGACUCCUUCGCUCAGUCUACACCAAACUAUACAUAAUUAUGUAUACCUCUAUACAUUCCAUGCGCAUUUACUCUUUCCUGUUCAGACAUUCUUCGCUGAAAGAUUUUUCACACUGUUUGAUGAUAACGGAGAUGGAAAAAUUGACAUGAAAGAACUUAUUACUGGCUUGGAACUCUUAACCAAUGGAACUCAGGCUGAUAAAAUAACAUUCCUGUUCAGAGUUUAUGAUUUAGAUGGUAUGUUAACAACUAACGAUUCCCAGUAAGGGGCACACAAUCAAAUAAUUUCUAGUUUCGAUUUUUAAUUGUGUCUAUAUAUAAAAAUAUCUGAUGGACACUGGAAUUAAAGAGCUCCAUAUCUACUAAUAGUAGGUGGGUUUUUUAGAAGAGGAUUUUUCGAACACAAAUUUUCAUACAUGUGUCCGCGAUUCUAACAUGUGUCCGCGAUUCCUAACAUGUGUCCGCGAUUCCUGUGCAGAGCUCUUUGUCAUGGUCAGAAAUUAGAAGCCUUGUGAUACUACACCUUUUAAUGUCAGCGUUAACAAACCAAUAUUAGCUGUUUGCGGUCGCCCAUUUUUCUAACUUGUCUUAUUUUGUUCAAAAGGAAAUGGUUAUUUGAGCGGAGACGAAAUGAGAACUGUUUUAAAAUCUUGUAUGGAGGAAAGCAAACUAAAGUUAGGCGAUCAACAACUUGAUGAACUGAUGGACGUUUUCUUCGAGGAAAUGGAAACAAACAACAAAGGGGAAAUUGGCUUGGACCAAUUCAAAGCUUUUCUGUCAGAAUAUCCUGGAGUCGCCGAAAAUUUGUCAAUAAGGUAUCAAAAAUUGUGUACGUUUUCCCCGAGCAAACCGAUUCCGAGCUGUAGCCCGGAGUGAGUGUAUUAAUUCCGCUUUGCUAUUUGUAAGUGCGACUAUAAUUAAAAGGAAAUCGCGGCUAGCGGAGGGAAAGUUCGUCAAUGAUCGCGAGCGUGUGUCUACGAUCCAAGGUUUUAUGUAGCUAGGUGGACCUUCCACUAAACUCAAAAGUUGGUUUGUGUCAGGGGUUGGAUUAGUAGCAUUUGAAAAAAAGAUCCAUCAAUUUGAAGGCCGAAAAGUCGCUAAUGAGAUCGACGAGCAGCAGAACACAGUUUAUUUGUUCUUGCUUCACAACAAAUGAUUAGGUGGUAUAAGCCUAUAGGCCUAUAUUGCAGGAAAUCGUAAAAUACAUAGCAAGUUUGUUUUAAAUGUUAAUACAUCUGGGGUGAGGAUACUAAUUCCGCUCGGCUAUUUGUACCCGGGAAAAGGAAAAGCAUUAGGGAAGUCUAAAGUUCAUCAGUUAUCGCGGACUAUGGUUCAUGUGUCAUGGGUGGACCUGCCAAUGAUCGCAAAAAUAUGGCUGUUUCGCUAGAGUGGAAUAAGCAAGAUUUCAAUUUCAAAAACAUAAAAUCGUUUCAUACCAGGAGUUUUGAAGCAAUUUUGUUUAAAGAAAUGAGAAAAUUUGAUUUAUUAUGGGCGAUAUGGGGCAAGUUAAUUGUUUUGCAAUGUUUAAUGUUUAUAAAUUUUUUUGCUUUAUUAUUUUCCUAAAACAUGCACUGCUUUCCUUUUCAAUCAUCAUGAAUCGAAACAGCAAGUUUCCUAAUUUCCCUUUCAAUUUAAGAAAAAAUGUAAAGGAGAUCAAAUUAAUUUGAAGACCCAACUGAAAUUACUCAAAAAUUUUGAUCUUACUUUGUUUUAUUAAUUAAUUAAGUUGUAGUGAGUGUAGUUUCAUUAAUUACUCUGCAGUCCAGUGCAUUGGAGUACUUUGUCUGGUUCUAAUUAUUUUGUAUACCAGGAUUAUGCUGUGUGCAAAUUGAACCGGGUACUUGUUAGUAUAUCCAUCCGCAAUAAAUCUAGUUGAUUAGAGCAGGACGUUCUCGUCAAAUAAAGGAUAAAUCUAGUUAGAUUUGCUCCUCAACCGGCCAAAUUGGGAAACCUAAUUAUUUGUAAAUGAAAGUUAACGUGAGGUUUCAUUUACAUAGACCUAACAAGGAGUAGCUGCAAACAAUGCAACUUAUGCCCUGUGGCACGAAUCGAACAUGCAACUGAGUUACAGGCCAGUUGUCGAGCUCUAUCUGCAAGUCCAAGUGCAUGUAUAUUCUAAAGUGAUGCCAUGGUUAUGUAUAAAAAGGGUAUCUCACUCGGUAUCUCAUGUUUGGGUAUCUCACUCGAUUCAACGAAUUUUUAAGGAUUUGAGAUGAAAAUUUCAAAAUUUAAUGUAAAUUUUGUGUACAUUUAUUCAUACCUAACCAGGAUUACAGCAGGUCUGAAAAUCCUUCAACAUCAAGUUAAUCGAGUGAGAUGCCCAAAUAAUCCUGAAAUUUACCCGUGUACUUUAGUAACUUUACCAUUGCAUCACCUUAGUAUAUAUAAUUGCACAUGAAAGGUCCGUACAGACCAGACGCGAUUUGGCAACGCGAAUUUUCAAUUUUCAAUGACAUUUAACUUUAGCAAUUUUAGCUAUUUGGUCUGCAUACAUGUAUCUUGUAAAAUGUUUAUCCGUUGACGGUUUUAUUUGUUUUUAAAAACUAAAAAUUUUCGUCGCGCGUUGUCGAAUCGCGUUCGGUCUGUAUGGACCUGAACUUCGGAUUAGAGCUCGACGAUUGGACUCUGCAGCUCAGCUUGUUAGAGCUUUGCGCCAGAGACGCAUGACAGGGCCGUAGUUGCAUUUUUCGCAACUUCUGCUUGUUAGGUCUAAACAAAUGUAUAAAAUUUCCACUCGAAAUUUCCAUGUACAAGGUCCUUCAACAAAAGAGAUUGUAAUAUUUCAUAUUAUAUGUGUUGCUAAUGUUUUGAAAGUCGUAUAGUAAUGUUUGUUGUUUUGUACUUCAAUUUAGUGCUGCUCAUUUGCUUAAACCUCCAGUUACUCGGUCGAAAACCAUGUCAAGUUACAUUCCAAGACGUCUUCGAUGGGAAUAUAUCAAGAAAAAUCCAAUCAAGGUGUUCUUCGUAACGCUUUACGUCUUGCUAAAUGCCGCCCUAUGUAUUUGGGUUGGUAUUGAGAGACGUCACCAAGGUGGAUGGAUUAUAUUGGCUAGGAUUAAUGGCAUGUGUCUCAAUUUCAACUCCAUGUUUAUUUUGGUGCUAAUGAUGAAAGGCCUUCUCACCUGGGUGAGAUCAACAAGAUUUGGAAAAUUCUUCCCCAUCGACCAGCACAUUAUUUUCCACAAAUGUGUCGCCGGGGUCAUCCUUUUCCAAUCUGUUCUACAUUUUAUUGGCCAUCUCGGCCGAUACAGUAAGUACUCGUCAUUCUCUUUGUUGUUUUAAGCUUCCAGUUAUUUAAACAAAACUCUACUAUGAUUCUAAGGCUUUUAUGUGAUGUUUCAUGUUUGGCAAACUUGCAAGUGAUGACUCGACGGGAUUUUAUUGAAGUCCAAGCAGGUGGUUACAGGUCAAGGCGAAGCCGACGACAGGGGCUCGCUGCACUUCAAAUUGUACCACUUAGUUCGAAGUCUGGGAUUUAAAGUAUAGCGAAUUGAUUUUGAUCCAUUCGUGGAAGAUGAUGAAUAUUCUUCACCCGUUAUACAGUAUCAUCAGGGACAGUGGCGUUGUGGGUCCUAUGUUUUUUUUUGUUUUGUUUUUAUUUGGAGGGGGGGGGGGCAAGUGCAGUAUUUUUCCGACAAACUCCAACCGGACGACAGCAUUUUAAUUUUUCUCCACCACCGCCUUAAAAUUCAAAUCAAAUUUCCUAGCAGCUUGUUUACAAAUUUGGAAAUGAUUCUUCAAAAAUCUUGUCUGGAUCGAUAGGAGUUUUCUUCUUGGAAGUUUUGAAAUAAUCAGAAGUGCAGAAAUGUAUAAACUUAACAGCGGGUUAAAUUUUAACCAACGGUUAGCACUAACCCACCUUUGAACAUCUGGCCCCUGAAGUACAACUUCAUAGGAUUCUUCGUGUUCUCAAAUUUUCCUAAGCUGUACACGUCAUACACACGUGGUGACACUUGCUUGGAAGAUGCCGGCGUAUCAUAAUCAAUUACCAAAUGACGAAUUAUCACGCGAGCGACACUUUUAGGAAGAUGGCGACCGUGGGACAACUUUUUCACUGAAGCUACAGAUCUGUUCAAAUUUAAUCUGUAACUGCGCUACACUGCACACAGACAGUACACAGACAGCACACUGUAACACAGUAUUAUUUUAUUUAAUUAAAUUCACUGUCAAUAUAAUUAAUAAAACAUGCACAUGCAUGUAACUUUAAUAAAGUUUAUCGGUAACUAUAAUCCCUUAUUUCAGCAUCUAACUGAAACUUACUGUUACUAGUUCCAAAAAAGAAGUAACUUUUACACCAGUGACCGUACUAAAUUAGUGUCAUUAAGAUUAUAUUGUUGUUAAUUAGUUGUUCGUAAAAAGUUAAAAAUAACUUUUGACAAAUUUUGUGUGUUUAUUUCUAGUUACAACUGAUCCACCAUCAGGUAAACCUAAGUUCGAAGUUUGGGAGUACAUGUUUACGACGAGAACACCGGAAGGAUGGGUGAACGGAUCAGCUGGGAUCACUGGAGUAUUACUGUUGAUUAUUCUUGUUGUUAUGUCCAUCCUAUCACAACCGUCUGUUAGAAAACGAGGUUUUUUUGAAGUAAGUGAAAAGCUGAAUCUUUAGUUUUACAUUAAUCAAAUCUUCAAACCCUAAAUAUUAGAUGGGCAAUUGCUAGUAUACGCGGCUCAAUUAAAGACAUAAUGUUCAUGGAGUAAGGUGCUAAAACAAUAAUUAGAAAAUGUCUACCAGGUUUUGGGGAAUCAUCAAGGUUUGGAUAUCUUUGGCUCUGUUGGAGCUUACCAAUGAACGCUUUAAAUGGUUUUGUAUCUCCAUAAUUUUAUAUUAUAGAAGUCAAGGACAUACAUCAUGAGUUCGUCUGAUGUUAUGAUUUAAUGGGGUGAAAAUAUAUAACCAUAAAUAUUUACGUCUUGUUUUUGUUCAUGGAUUCUUUGCAUAAUACAUUCCAUCUUAUGUACUAUAAUAUGCGGAGAUAAUAUUAAUAUUACGUCUUGUUUGAUGAUAUCUUGGGUUUGAAGAUAUUUUUAUUUUUCGGAUUUUGUUCCAUAAUUUAUUUCCUUAAAUAGACUACUGGUCCUGCCUUUUGCAUUUUAACAUGCUGACUUAAUUGUUUUUCAUUUUUUAGCUUUUUUACUAUACUCAUCAUUUAUAUAUCGUAUGGUGGGUGCUCCUUAUUCUCCAUGCUCCUAACUUUUGGAAAUGGUUUAUCGGACCAGCAGUUUUGUAUUUUGCCGAGAGAAUCUUGCGUCUUAGGAUUGUUAACAGAGCUCGUUAUGGAAAGACGAUUAUAGAAGAAGGCAUAACAUUACCAUCUAAGGUACGCACCAAUACUAGUUUAAGAAAACAAAUCGAUAGGCGCUGCAUGAGAGUUUCAAUGAGACCUUAUUGUAACGGGUGGUAAAGUUGACGCGAAUUGACUAUUUUUCAUUAUUCGAAAUAUCAAUCAGUGAGCAUAAAAGUGCCGUUCCGUAACGUAGUUCGCGAUGCAUGCCUAUUAUAAAUGUCUUAUUUUCAAUGCACCACCUUUUGAUCGACGGUUUUGGGUUUUUGUGAUUCCCUACGCUGAACUGAUUAAGGGCAUGUUCAUAUAUUGAACCCAUCAGCUACCUGGGAAAUUCACCUGAGUGAGACCUACAUGUCCGUUGUUAAUUCAUGUAAAAUUUGAUCUUUGAUCAUGUGAGAGAUGAACCAUCCUGGCGAAGGUGGUAUCCCCGUCAAAUAGGACAAAUGUUUCCAAAUGAAGGCUUCAUCCCAUCUGACCGAGCUAGACAUUUAGUGACACUUGCAAACGUCAUUGCAUAAAUAAACAUUUAUAGACCCAUAUUAAGCAGACAUAAUUAAAGUCGUAAUACAAAGUGCAGUUUGUUUCUUUAUAACAAAAAUAGUUCGAGGAACACGCCUUGAUACAUAUAAUAAACACUUUUUCGCCAAAUUAGAAGUGAAUAGUGCAAGGAAAUUCACAGAAACGCGAAGCGUUGUUUCAGCAUAUACCACAGCAAAAAAAUGACUAUAACAAAACAAAUAUUUAAAACUAUAAAUACAUGCAUGCAUGAAUCCUUCACCUAUGCAGAGAAUAUCUCUGCACACUGUUUAACAAAGCUUUUUGCCUUUUUUUGCGUUAGCCGGAACGGUAGCUGCGUUAUAGUAUAUAUAAAAUAUUGCUCGUCUGUAACCGGAACGAAACGGGAAUCCAUUUUGUUCUUGUUUGGAGGUAAAUAAUCAAGGAUAUCCGGAGGUGAGCAACCAAUCAAAUUGCGCAAAAAGCACUAUCCACCUCCCGAGUAUAUGCUAAUAUUUAUUUUUCGUCGGUUUUUCGUAGGUAACACAUUUAGUAAUCAAGCGACCUCCGAAUUUCCAAUACAAACCCGGUGAUUACGUGAUAAUCAAUAUACCGCAAAUUGCAAAAUACGAAUGGCACCCAUUUACGAUUAGCAGCUCACCAGAUUUGACAGGCUACGUUUGGCUUCAUAUUCGGGGAGUAGGAACAUGGACGAAGAAAUUGUAUGACUUCUAUGAAGAAAAAGAAGAGGAAGAGUGCAAACGAAAGUCUGUUAAACGAGCAACAAUAAGACAGAGAAAGGCCAGGAGUAUCAAAGACAAAGAGAGGUAUUAUAAUUGCCAUUGCAUAGUGCUUGUGAUGUUACUCUAAGUGUAUAUCCACACCGAGCAAGCUUGAAAAAUAUGUCUGGCCAUGGUGGGAAUCGAACCUACGACCUCUGGAAAUACUAGCGCCUGAGUACAUAACACCAACACAGAAAGAGUCAUGAUUACUGGAUUGCAUUGAUAUCGAAGGAACUAGACUCUAUUCCGAACUAUCACAUACUCGAACCAACCUGACCACGUAACUCAGUUGGCAGAGUAUUGGGCUAGUAUUCCCAAAGGUCGUAUAGGUUCGAUUCCUACCGUAGCCAGGCAUAUUUUUCAAGCUUGCCCGGUGUGGAUAUACACUCAGAGCAACAUCACAAGCAUAAUAUUCACCUGAGUACAUAACACCAACAUAGAAAAAAUGCCAUUACAUAGUCAAAAAUUAGCUUGAUCAAAUAUUACUGUAGCCAAUUAGAUUCAUUGAUAUUUAUAAGGGUUAUUUUAUUAACUUUUGUGCAGUCUGAAAUCAAUAUCCACGCAUGGUUGUGUAUGAACGUCAAAACUCUGCAAGUUUCUGCUCAAUCAUGCUGGGCACUAAUUUUUUCCUGGAAACCAAAACCACUAGCUCAAAGCCACAAAGCUUGCUUUUUCCCUUGGCAGUAAUGUGUAUAUAUAGUAUUAUUAUAAUCUACGACCUUGGCAAUUACAACGCGCGCUUGCUCUUUUCCUUACAACAACUCAGGCAAACACAGCGGUCAAUUCGACAACGUUAUGCGUCGAGUGUCAAGCGACAUAGAUUGGGUGUUAUCGUUGAAGAAGAGGACGAAGAACCACAAGAAGAUAUUAAUACAAAUGAGGCUGUCGACGCUUUGUCAGAAGUCGUCAUCGAAAACAAGCCGACCGUUGCAAAAGAAAGAAAAAAGGCCGCUCUUGGUAAGAGUGUCAAUGUAGAAAUGCAAUCGCCUGAAGAAUACGGAAGACUUCGAUCACUGGACAGAAACGCGGCCAACAAACUCGAGGUAAGUUGUAUAUGUAACAUUGCUGAAAUUAUAGUGUGUACCAAAUCUAAAAUUUCAAAGGUUUUCUAGCCUGUAUAUUAUGAAUGUAUAUGGCUUUCAUAAAUAUAAACUAGAAAAUGCAUGCAACGACCCCUCGGCUGUCUUAGCAGAUGAAGUAUAAAAACUCCACAUAAAGUCAACUGAUGCAUGCGCUAGCUUAAUGAACGAUAACAUUCGCUGCAAUAUCAUGUUUUGGUGCUAAGAAUAGAUUAAAAAUUUCGCAGAUAUCAAUAAAAUCGACAAUACAAAGCGAGUAUGGAAUGGAAUUUUACUGCUGAAAUGUUUACACUUAUCCAAACCGGCACAACAACGAUUAAAGUAUUAAAAACAGCAUGCAACAUUAUUAAAAUUAUUGUCAAUUAUUACAAACGUUGUUUCACGAUUGAAUAGCCAUUAAUUCAUAAAACUGCUACCCUGCUGGCAGUGGUUUCUGAGCUGAAGAGAAAUCACUGCGAGAAAACGAACGAUCGUUCGGUUUCAUGUAGCCGCCGUCCAGAUUCACGGAAGAAUACAUUAAAUUCUCAACCGGUAAAACAAGUUUGACAAGUUUUCGUGUUGUGCGCAUGGGUAAAUGCUUGCCACUGCUGGCAAAAUGCGAGUCAGUUGUACACUUGAAAAACAAUAUCACGCUCUAAAUAUAGUAACACGCUAUAAAUAUACUACAAAAUAUUGUAAAGACAAAAUAUUGAAUAAAAUGUGAGAAAUUAUACAUUAAGACUAGGAGUUACUAUCGCAAGGAAAAUGCUGCCGAUAUGUACAUGUAGGAUGUGCUACUAAAAGAGCGUUUUUCACUGUAUGUAUGAUUUAUUGUCUUACACAUCGUCGUUCCUCAGUUACCUUCGUACAAUUAUAUCUUACAUCUAAUCUUAUGAAAAGUAUAUUUUAAUAUACUUAACAGUGCGACUUUGAUAGUUGACACAUAAUACAAAUGAUAAAAUGUUAAUAUUAUUGAAUGAUUUUGUCACUCGUACAACUUUUAAUUUGGCUAUUCAAACAAUUGAUUUAAAAUAGUUGAAUUUAUACUUACUGGGAUGUUAUUGCUUAUUGGGAUGUUGAAAUUAUGUUUGUUUUAAAUACAUUUAAUUGAUAUUCCAUAAAUUCAUUUUGUAUGAUUUCAUUGACCUUGACAUUGUUCAAAAUCAUUUUGUAUUGUAUUGAAACUGUAUGUUUAUGACCUAUGUUAUGUACUAUAUUAACCCAUUGAGUCGCAUUGCACCCUGAUGCACCCUACUUUGAACAGUAUUUUACUCUGUCUAACGCCAGACGAUUUUACUCGUCAAGGGGAGAGUGCUGGCGCUUAAUGGGUUAACUGAUCUAUCUGCCCAUGUGUCUAGUUAACCCAUUGGGUCGCAUUGCACCCUGAUGCACCUUACUUUGAACAGUAUUUUACUCUGUCUAACGCCAGACGAUUUUACUUGUCAAGGGGAGAGUGGUGGCGCUUAAUGGGUUAACUGAUCUAUCUGCCCAUGUGUCUAGUUAACCCAUUGGGUCGCAUUGCACCCUGAUGCACCCUACUUUAGUAUUUUACUCUGUCUAACGCCAGAGUAUUUUACUCUGUCUAACGCCAGACGAUUUUACUCGUCAAGGGGAGAGCGCUGGCGCUUAAUGGGUUAACACGCCCAAAAUCUGUACUAAAACUGCUAAUUCUGUUUUGUGAUUGGCACAGUUUAAUCAAAGAAUCCUCCCGUUGAACCAGAGCCUUCACGAUAUUUCAAUUUAUUAUUAACUGAAGGCUCUGGAAUCCAGGAUAGCUUGCCAUUGAAUACAGUGCAAUGCUUAUAUUUCUGAAUGAAUAAGAUCAUACUCAGAACAGUCAGAACUGCAAAACUAUAUUGUUAGAAAGAAGUUGAAGUUGUGAGCAUUAUUGUGGUAACACAGCCAUAUGUAUAUAUCAAUGUAUGUCAGUAGAAUCAUGUUUAUAGGCUUUAUAUAUAACUGAGGCCUUAUACAAGUCAUAUCUUAUACAAAAGUCAGUUGAUAUGCUAUAUUACAUGUAAUUGUUGAUAAGUCCAUAUAUGCAGACAACAAUCCACACUGGGUAGCUCUAGGAAUCUUGUUAAGCCUGAUUUAACAACAUCCCGCGUUUGUUUUUAAACUAUAAACAUUUAGAAAUAGAACGUACCGAACACUAUUAUAUACUCACCGCCUUUGGCUUUGCACAUAUUAAGUGACAUAACAAACAAAUAAACUAAAAGUUCAUUUGCUUCUUGUAUCAGCAUAAAGGCAUUAAUCAUUACUGUCGAUUUGGUCGGGAAUAGAUCAGUGAUUCAGUGGGUAUUAUAAUUGCCGAUAUAUUCUUGAAAUCAUUUUGUUUCAAUGCCUCUAUAUCGAAGUUUAAUACACUAAAGUGACUAAACAAGUAUAAACAGCAGAUUUAAAUAUAAAUGCCUUCAUGUAUUAUAAAAUAUAUCACCAGACAGGUAGACAGGGCACACGGCACGACUGCAUCACAAAACGAGAACGAAAUAAAGCCAUCCUUACCUGAAUUAUUCAAAAUAUUGUCGAUCAUUCUUGCGCCAGAGACACAAAAUAACACCGUGCUUUAUUUACCCAUUCAUCUUCACAAAUAUUACUCGGAAUUUUUAUGGAAAUUCGCAUUAUUUUAUGAUUUUUAUAUUUCUGUCCGUUUAUAACAGUCGCCAUGUUGUGAACAAACCCCCCCGGGAACAAAAAAAUAAUAUCAAAACAGCUAGUUUUGGCCCGUCCGUGACUUGAAAUGACUUGAAAACCGCCUAGCGUUCAACAGAAUAACUAUACACUGCAACAAAAAUCAACCUAUUACAGAAAUCAGUAGCGGCGUCGCGACGAUCUUUGUCCUUUGAUCGGUUGAAAUUUGUAGUGGUUGAGGUCGCGACGAUCAAAAAUUGCAAUAAUUGUCAAAAUCAACAGUAAUUGGAAACGUUAUUAUAUUACUUGGAAACUUUAGGAACUGGAAUUUAACGAAAACUUUAACACAAUCUCCAACGUUUAAGCAACACGAAUAAAGUUCGUAGACCGAAUUAAAAAAAUUGAUAUUGAUCGGAUAAAUACAAAAUUUUAAAGAUAUAUAACAAAAAUUCAAAUGCACAAUUUGUAGCCGUAGGGCGAGGCACCGAUUUCAAAAUAUUUUAGUACUGGCAAUAACGAGAUUAAAACAAAUGCAUAAAUUGUGAACUGCGUGUAGAAUAAAAAAGUCGUUCGAUUAAAACUGACAGACAACAAAUAAAACCUCUGAAAUAAAACUACUAUGCCACGCUUGUUUACAGAUAACAAACUACAGGAAAUGAAGUCAAAUUAGCGACUUCCCAUCACGUGAUCUUCGCGCAUGCUCGAUAGAAAGUCGUUCGUUUGCUCGCAGUGGUUUCUCCUCAGCUCAGAAACCACUGCCAGCAGGGUAUAAAACUGCAGGUUUAUUUCCAGUUAUGAUCGGAAAACGUUUUGUACCUUUGUAGACUUUUUUACGAAAUUUAAGACAAAAAAUUGCAUUAAAACAGCAAAAUACGUCCUUUCAAAAUGAAAAACAAUUAUUUAGCCAGAGCUUGUACUCACGCAUGCGCACAACGUCGAAAACCGUCCAUGACAUAAACAAAGUGGAGGACAACUUUGACCUUCGCUAUCGGUUUUCACAUACCCGGGUUUAAUUGGCCGUGCGGAAUUAGUACCCUCGCCCCGGGCUUACGCCCGGAACGGAGCUCGCCCCGUUGGCUCGGGGAAUAUGACACGUACAGAUGUAUCGUCAUGUUGUAAACAAUAUAAACACUUUAUAGCCCAUUACAUGCGUAAACCGUUAGAAAUCCUGCCAUGGGCGUACCGGAAGGAAAAAUUUAGGGGGCGGAAAUAAAAUUGUACUAGUACCGAAAAAUUUUUUCCGGAAAAAUUAUUUUGGCGACCCCCCCCCCGUCGCCAAAUAAAAUGUCGGUCAGUGUGCCAUUUUAGGGGUGAAAAAAAUUUUCCGGACAACCAAAAUUUUUCGGAACAUAAGACAAAUUUUCCAAAAAACACAAAAUUGGCCACAAAAUUUACUUAAUUUUAGACAAAAUUUACAGAAUUUGUCCCAUUUUUUUUUAUUGCAACCAAAAUUGCCCGACUGUUGAUCGAAUAUUGCGCGACUGCCCAACAGACUGCCCCUCCCCCGCCCAGUACGCCUAUGAAUCCUGCAAAACGUCUUGAGGCACUGUUGCGAAACAUCUGAAAAUUGUAAGUUUCGAAAAUUCCUUCUGUUUGAACUGCUAUUAGGCUGCUAUUUAGACUGUUAUUAGGGCUUUUUCUUGUGCACUAUUUCGCUGUUUCAUCUGCUUUCAGGUACCAACUUUACUGCCAGUCUUACAGCUCAUAAUUGAGAGUUUAAGUUCGACUUCCGAUACCAAUACCGAUACUAACAACAUGCCGUACGCAUGCGCUCUGCUCGCAAGAAGCACAAAGACAAGUGUAUUGGAAGUCACCACUACGGAAGUCGGCCUUGUUUUGGAAGUCGUGGGAAUUGUAAGAUAAACUCAUAUAAAUCGGAUAUUUCAUAUUUUUUACGAUAAACACGUAAACUAUUUGUUUAUUAGCAUCGCCUGAAUAAUCUUUUAGUCGGAAUUUUGGCUCAGCUGCCGUUCAGUAUACCGCACAUUUUCGGUGACGAUUAAUGUGUUCUAUACUUUAUCUGUCGUGAUAACUUAACGCUUUAAAAUUCCCGGUACCAAAAUGAGAACGGAAGUGAAGACAUCGGUAUCGGAAGUCGAACUUAAACUCUCUAUUAUUACGCGCUGAAGACGUAACACUUUUCGUUACAUAACCAUGAGCGAACUAGGAAAUGUGGUCCCAGAAGCUUGAUUCAUAUCUAAUGUAAAUUUUGUUAAUUGGAAAAAUCAGGAUUCAUUAAUGUUUCUCAACAAAAAUCACUCUUAGUAAAUAGAAUACAUAAAAUAAAAUGAUACAGUCAAUAUAACUAUACUAGGCAAUAUUUUCGCUUCGCUACGGCCGGUUGUUGAACGCACGACAAGCGCUUACCAUGGGUAUAUACUAAAACUGUCUGUACCAGUGUUGGUAGUACCAAUGUGAAAUUGCUGUUCUGAGUGGUUAUAUAUUACAACGUGAAAUAAACAAGCAGAAACUUUCGAGCGUUUCGAGCGAAGGCCGUUUUUACGAAAAGUCGAGUUUCUGCUUGUUUAUUUCAGUUUUACGUCGAGAUUCUGCUUGUUUCUGCUUGCUUAUUUCUAACUCUUGACGAGGGGCCUUCGCUCGAAACCUCGAGUUUCUACUCGUUUAUUGAAGGUAGUAAUAUAACCACUCAGCACAGCUUACAUGGGUGUGUAUAUAGCCUUACAAAUUGACACAUUGUUUUUGUUUUGGUACAUUCGUUCGCUCGACUAUUUCAAAACUAUAUAGAAAAGGAAACAUCUGUCGAUCCAGACACGCUUUAUAAAAAACAUAUCAUCUCCAGGUGUACAAACAACUAUUGGGACGAUUGCUUUCACGAUUUUCAUUAACCAUGCAGAUCAAACUAACCAGUUUUCGAACAAUUAGGUAAACAAGAAAACAUGCGGGUAAACAUCAGAAUUUCGAGUGCUGUUGCAAUAUUUCCUAACAUGCCCGUAACUUAAUACAUUUAACUCAUCUGUUUAGUUGUGUAAAUUACCUUCUAUUUAGAUUUACAUUGAUGGUCCAUACGGAGCUCCUGCUACACAUUUCACCGAAGCAGAGCAUGCUGUACUCAUAUCAAGUGGGAUUGGUGUGACACCUUUUGCAUCUAUUCUUCAAACUAUCAUGCUUCGAUACAAGAACGCCUCGCACUCUUGCCCAAACUGUGAUUACUGUUGGGUUGGUGACGUUCCUUAUUCUUUGAGAAAACUGCAAAAGGUUGGUAAAUUAUAUACGAAAUACCCUUGAUUCCAGGUAUUGCUUGAUGCUCACGAGAAAAUAUUCUAGAAGGUUGAUUCGCACAAUAGAAUCAGGAUUAGAAUCGUAUUCUAUCAAGAUAUGAUGAUCGGAAAGUAAACAGAACUGAUUGUGUUAUGUUUUUUGUGAGUUUCUGUUUGCGUUAAUUUUCGGGCGGUCACCGUGAUUGAGGAACUCUGACGUGAAACAUGUAACAACGAUCAAUAGUAUUUCAUGAUGUUGAUAUAGUGGAUUGAUGCACGGUGAGAUACAGUUCAACAUCAAAACAAAUGUCUUGAUUGUCGGGCUUCCAGACCAUCAUAUCUUGACAGACUAUGUUAGAAUCCGUUAUCAUAGUUAAAUAAAUUCUUAUAAAUAAAAUCAUAUGCAAAUUGAGGUACUGACUUUCACCAGGAAUUAGUUUGUGAUAUUAAAAGUGAUUGUUGGAAAUCAUAUCAUGGUUAUCACCCACUAGUGCUAUUCGGCUACGCUUUGCAUGUACAACAUGUAAUGUUCGACUAAUACGACAAAAGAAUGAGCUUCACUUUGUUUCUUUAAACUUCAGCUAUUUACAGCCAACUAUAAUGUGAUUGAUUAUAUAGGUCGACUUCUUUUGGAUAAAUCGUGACCAGCAUUCAUUUGAGUGGUUUUUGAGUCUCCUGAACCAGCUUGAGGUCGAGCAAUCUGAGAGUGAAGGAGUAUUUAACGACCAUUUUCUCGACAUGCAUAUUUACAUGACAUCGGCUUUGAGGAAAGAAGAUAUGAAAGCCCUUGGAUUACAACUGGCGCUCGAACUUAUUCACAGCAAGAAGGAGAAAGAUUUGAUAACCGGUUUGAAGACAAGGACAAAUCCUGGUAGACCAGAUUGGGACAAGGUGAGAUAACAAUCAAAAUUCAGUGAGGAAAUAUGAGAGGGGUUAAUAAAAUACUAAUUGGGAUUCAUUUGUUACUGGAACAAAAUUAUUCUCAAGUACGCAUUAAAAUGAAAAAGUAAAAUUUUGAUGUAUGUGUAUCGAUUAUUGAAGAUCCAUGCCAUGAACGUAGGGCCUACUUAUAUUUUGGCAUCAAUAAUUUAAUAAUUAUAUUCAAUAAUUUAACAAUAUAAAUUUUGGUAUGUGUAAUACUUGGGUCAUUCAAAGACGAAUGUAAUAUAUCUUUACAGUAAGAAACCAGAUCUUGAUCAACUUUUUCACUGUCAAAGUUUCCGGAUAUGAUGCCAUCAAGUGAAUUUUUGAUACAAUAAACAAAAGAAAACUAAUUUGCAAUUCAUCUGAUCACAUCAUAUCCGCAAACUUUGACAGUGAAAAUGUCGAUCAAUUUUUUAUUGUAAAGAUAUAUUAAAUUUAUUCGAAAUCAUAGAAAUCAUAUUAAAUUUUGUGGUUAGUCGCAAUUUAAACGGCUGGCAAUCAAGGUCGUAUUUUGUGUACAGAAAAAUAAUUAGAUCGAUUAAAAUCCAAGCAUGAGGCUCCCAGCGCUACUCAUUAUAUGCAUUCAGAAUGCAUUCCGACAUGUAAAAUCAAGAAGCUAAAGCGAAAAUAUAGCCACAAGACAAUAACUUUCAGUGCACAAGGUUUCAAAAUCAUCUGCAGCAAGUGCUGCGACGAAAGUUGUCAAUGUUGAGAGCAGUUUCAAGGUGUGCUUGGUUGCUUUACGAUCAAAGAUCAAAAGUACUAUUGCAAGAAGUUAUCGGGCGCAUAAAAAUGAAUAUGUCAAGUUCAUCAAAGGGCUUGUUACGAGUAUAUUGUAUAUACUUUCAUUAAACAUUUUAUUUAGAUAAUUGGUGAAUGAAAAUAAACAACGCGCACGUGCAGAUUCUAAGAUUAUUUUAACAUUUCAAAGAGAAUAAGGCCCGGUUUAGACGCCGUGCUUUUCAUGAGCCGAACUUAAUUCAUAUUUUACUCGAGUAAAAUAGGCGUACUUUCAAUUUUGGUUUAGACAGGCGUGCUUUUCAUGAGCCGUACUUAAUAAUUUGCGCUGCUUCACUCGAAACCUGGGGCGAGUGACAAUUCAUAAUAAGAAAAGGGUUUAUCACAUACAAUCUUGGCAUUUCUGAGCGUCUACAGGUUUGUGGUUAUUAAAAAUUUCAAUUGCUUUUUGAAAAGCCUUAUUACUACAAACAUAGCAUAAUGCCUGGAUAUAAUGUGUGGGAAAACGAGACCUAUACAGGCCUAGGGCGAGUUUUUCCACGUUAUUCGAGUUCUCCCAAACUACUACAAGUGUUUCUAUAACUGUAUGGGUCAUAUAUAAUAAAUGCUUUUAUAUUUAUUUCUUAAUAUAACUAAAAAAAGAUUUGUAGUAGACUCGAUAUAUUUACAAAUUCUCAUUGCGUAAUAAUGCCGACCUUUGCUCCAUCAAUUUACUGCAAGAAACCCUUUUUGCCUUUAUCAGCAAAUAAGUUGUAUCCUUUGCUACAAAUUGACGUAUAUAAAGAAAAGAAAGGGAAAUUCUACCGCGAUAUUUGCCGAUAAAGCGGUAUUAAAUCACUACAGAAAAAAUAGAACAAAUUACAGAAAUACAAAACAAGCCAGAAGCGGAAGUGGGAAGGUUUUUGUAUUUUGACUGUAUUAAACAAUUCUUAAUUGUUUUGUUUACGAUUGUAAGUUUAGGCGGGAAAUUUCCCGCGUAGAAACACGCUUCUCGACCAAUCAACGCACGCGUACUAUAAAUGUUCUAUAUUAUCAUAAUUUAUGCAUUUGGUACGGCUCAUGUAAAGCACGGCAGUAUAAAUCAACAUGUGCUUCAGCCGUGUAGCACGCCUGAACCAGGCGAACUUAUUAAUUUAGCCGUGCUUAAUAUUAAGUGCAGUGCUUAAUUGAUUUAGACGCCGUGCUUCUCAUGUGCUUAAUUCAUUGUAUUAAGUUCGGCUCAUGAAAAGCACGGCGUCUAAACCGGGCCUAAUAUAUAAAUAAACCACGUCCAUUUUAACGAAGAAUUAAAGAAUUUCCGUUUAUAUCAUGGAAAAUAAUAAAAAAAAUUGGAUUUGCUUAAUUUAAUUCAAUUCAAUUCAAUUCAAUUCAAUUCACGAAGAAAACACCGCUCUUCAACAUCGAAAAAACUUGAUGAGUAAUGAUUUUUCCGGUUGCGUUAUACGUUCUCUUCGGCCCCCACCCCUGCCAUAAAUAAUGACCGGUCCCUAAUGUUGAUAAAAGGUCGACAACUGUUGACAUAACAUAAGUAUGUACAUAUCCACUUUAAACUAAAAAAAGAGAAACAAGCAAGAUGUUAUAUGUAGUAAAGUAAAAUUUGCUUUAGUUAGGUAUAAGCAGAUUCUCAUUCGAAAAGCUGUUCAAAUAUAUUGCGGGCGCAUAUUUUGAAUUUACGGGCAUGCAACCAAAUUGGAGACAAUUUCCUAUCCCAAAAAAUCUAGUCUUUAUUUUUACAGUUGGAAUUUAAUCGUUCUUUAAAUUACUUCACACAUGGAGUUAAAUCAAAUUUGAUUGAAGAAUGAAGCUGGAGGAAAAACAUAGAUAUUCCUGCUACAUUUUUCUUUCAACCAAAUUUAUCAACAUUGUUGAUAGCGCUACCAUGGCAACACUCCAUGCAAGACCCAAUAAACAACAAUCAGUAAUAAUUAUUGCAGUUCUUGUAGGACACUUUUAAAUUCCUAUAGUACUAAAUCGUUGGUAAAACGUUGAUGCCAUCAUUAAAUCUCUCUGUCAUUUAUCAUUAUUUGUAGGUAUUCAGUGAGCUGCAGCAGCAGAACCAUGGCAAAAUCUCCGUGUUUUAUUGCGGAAAUCCAGCUCUUGGGAACACGUUAAAAGCAUAUUGUCAGAAAUUUGGCUUUGGAUUUAGGCAAGAAAACUUUUAAGAUGUCGAACAUUUAUCCCUAUAACUCUAAACAUAAAAGCAUGCUUAAUAUCUAUAUUCUUUUUAAAAUUGAGCCUAUUUUGUAGAUCUAUAUCCUAGACUUUGUAUCCAUUCUCAAUUUUUAUCCCAUAUUUUGAUAUUUGCAUUUUUAUAAGUAUACAUUCUACAAUAAAUACACAAACUGUUGGUCAAUAAGUUUGAACAACAAAAUUCAAAACUCAAGUUGGCAUUUAUAUUUCAAAUUUAACUUAAUCUUAGUCAGUGAUCAUUUUCUACACAGCAUUGAGGCUCAUCUACAUGAUACAACUAUAGUCAUAUACGAUUUUAUCCUGGCGUAUGUACUGGAAUAAAUGCGUGUAGAGAUAUUUCGAGCGAGAACUUCAGUCCAAAAAGUG